AGGCAGGCGGGCAGGCGAUGCUCGGCGCCUCCUCGUCCUGCACCUCUAGGUGGGGUAGGCGAGUUUCCUCAGAGAGCGGAGCCCUCUCCUGCUCGUUGCAGUUUGCAAAACUUCCCCAGAAGAGAGCAAGCAGGAAAGGAGAAGUUCUUGGGAAGCCCUCCGAGCCUGCGAAGGCAGCGCCGGGCCGACAGAGCUGAGGGCUUCGGUGGUUUGGAGAUCCCUGGGAUCGAGCUGGGGACAUUCAUGACAAGCUCUGCGAGGAGAGGACGAGCCCGCUGGCUGUGCCCGAGCCUUGGCACCUGUGAGAGCCCAUCCAAGUGGUCACCUCAAGCCCUGUGCCCGCAGGAGGACCUCUCUGGGAUUCGGCGGUGGUGACCCCAUCUGCGCGAGGUAAAAUAUCAAGAGAACAUGGCUCACCUGGGUGAAUGUAAAUGGACUCACGUGUUCCCUUUUCUGGUGGUUUCCCUGGUGUACUCCGCCAGCGCUGAAUACUCCAACUGCGGCGAGAACGAAUACUACAACCAAACCACCGGCAUGUGCCACGACUGCCCCAAGUGCGAGCCGGGUGAAGAGCCGUACAUGACCUGCGGAUAUGGCACCAAAGACGAGGACUAUGGCUGCAUUCCCUGCCCGUCAGAGAAGUUUUCCAGAGGAGGCUACCAGAUAUGCAGACGGCACAAAGACUGUGAGGGAUUCUUUCGAGCCACAGUCCUGACACCAGGCGAUCAGGAGAACGAUGCAGAGUGUGGACCUUGUCUCCCGGGUUACUACAUGCUGGAAAACAGACCUCGAAACAUAUACGGGAUGGUUUGCUACUCAUGCUUGUUGGCGCCUCCUAACACCAAAGAAUGUGCAGGGGCUACCUCUGGCAUUUCGGCCAUUUUCCCAAGCACAUCUGGCACAAGUACUUUUUCACCUUACCAGCAUGCUCACAAAGCAGACCUUUCAGGACAAGGACAUCUGGCUACAGCUCUUAUAAUUGCAAUGUCUACUAUAUUCAUAAUGGCUAUUGCCAUUGUCCUCAUCAUCAUGUUUUACAUUGUGAAAACAAAACCUUCUGCUCAAGCCUGUUGCAAGAGCCACUCGGUAAAAAAUGUUGAAGCUCAGGCUAAUACACAAGAAGAGAAGAAAGAAGUGCAAGAUAAUGUUGUGAUAUUCUCUGAGAAAGAAGAGUUUGAAAAGCUUACAGCAACUCCAGCUAAGGCUGCUAAAAGUGAAAACGAUGCAUCUUCUGAGAAUGAACGACUUUUAAGUCGUAGCAUGGAUAGCGAUGAAGAAGCUGCAGUUGACAAGCAAGGGACUCCAGAGAGAUGCUUGUUAUCUUUAGUGCAUUUGGCCAGAGAUAAAUCUUCUACAAACAAUAAAUCGACUGGGAUUCAAAGUAGAAGGAAAAAGAUACUGGAUGUGUACGCUAAUGUAUGCGACGUCGCAGAAGGUCUGAGCCCUACGGAGCUGCCAUUUGACUGCCUGGAGAAGACGAGCCGCAUGCUCAGCUCAACCUACAACACAGAGAAAGCCAUAGUGAAAACGUGGCGCCACCUCGCCGAGAGCUUUGGACUGAAGCGAGAUGAAAUAGGUGGCAUGACAGACGGCAUGCAGCUUUUCGAUCGCAUCAGCACAGCGGGCUACAGCAUCCCAGAACUGCUAACCAAACUGGUGCAAAUCGAGCGGCUGGACGCUGUCGAGUCCUUGUGUGCAGAUAUCCUGGAGUGGGCGCAAGCGAUGCCUGCUCCUGAACCAGCAGUGACGUCCUGACGUGCCUGUGCUCCCACAUCGCCUGCGAGAGCAAUGAUUCCAGCCAGCAGCACGCCAAAGACUUUGGACAAGAGACUCAUGGCGUUUCUUCUGUGUAAUCACUCCCCAUACUGAUGGGAAGCUUUUCUCUUGUACUUCUAAAAAAAGUGAAGUUACACGUCUACCAAAAUGAGAGCAGAAAUCUCCUGAGAAGCUUGGUAUGAAGCAUGUCAUUAAACAAAAUGAUUAAGUUAAACAGUUACUUGCAAUAAGUGGACAGAAAAGGAUCCACUUUUCAGUCUAUGUUUGAGUGUAUGUGCAGAUAACCCUGUCACUACCCUUCCCACCUGGCUUUCAAGCCACUGAAUUGCUAUCUGAAGAUAUUCCUAUCUCUUAGGGCUUUGUUCAACCAUUUAAUUGUUGCAGUCAACAGCACCACUGCUACAGUAUCAAUUAAUCACAUUAGGCACCUACAUUUCUAUCAGCUCUAAUGCAUUUAAUAUGUAACCAGUUUCAUUUUCUGUAUUUCCUAUGGAUUUGUUGAAUCUAGAAGCACGUGCAUAGGCAUAUAUACACAAUCUCCAGAUAAAAUAAUUAUACUAUAUGAAAAAAAGCCCCAACAUAAUUUAUAGAUGGAAGUGCUUCAAAACGCUGUAUAUAAUGCAUGUAAAUGCACUCUUGGUCCAUACUGACAUUUCAAAAAUGGUAAAUUCAAACUGCAAGUUCACUUAGGGCGAGAUGGUUAGCAAGAAGGGAGUAAAGUUGGCAGCCACUAAGGAGUGGAAAGGAGAGCAACAAGAUUUUCUUUUCCUUGCUGUUACCAAAAAAAACAGCUUGUCCACUACUACGACAACAAUUUUUUUCCAGUAGUGACAUCUAUAUAUCAAAUGAUGUUUCAAGCAGAGGAAUUUCAGACAACAGCAAACAGACAACACUUGACACUGAGAGCAAAUAGAGUAGAUUUCUUUGGACAGCUGAAAUGUACAGGAACACGUGUUUUGAAAUGCUGAACUGUAGUCCCCGCAAAUGAAAACUCACUCCUCUGGAAGGUAAGGCAGUAUCGUGAGGUUGUGUGCAACAAAAUCUUCUCUUAGUUUUGUCCCAUUAGCUACUUCAAUUUUGCUGGUUACAAGUUCUGUAAAACUUGUACAGACCACACGGCAGGAGCUGUUACCAAAUGUAUAUGCUUAAUUUAUAGCUAAAAGGAGCGUUGACAGGUUUCAACAAGUGUCGCCACUGAAUUAAAAGAACUGGCACUUGCAAAGCUAUACUAUUUAAAUUCCAAGCUGCUUGGCUGAACAAAAUGUUAUAAAAAACUAUUAACUAUAACCCUGAAGUUAACAACCAGUAUUCCAUCACUUAAUAACUAGAUAUUAUCUAUGAUAGUGUGGUAAUUGUGCUGAACAUUUAGUAUCCCACUUUGACAUCUGUAUUUGCCGGUCUUUUCAGCACUUGAUCUGUAUCAUAGAGGAAGUACGUACUGCAACACAAAACCUAUCCUUCUUGCUGUUCUUUCACCACCUCUUUGGUAUCAUAACUUACUCUUCAUUAAUUUGCAUAUGCCAAAUUUGAUGAGAAUUUUGAUUUUAAAGGAAGAAGAAAGCUGCAUUUAUUUGAAUAUUUAACUAGCUAACUGAUGUUUAAUUUAUGGGUCUAAUUCUUGCUAUCUUGAAAUCAAUGACAAAUUCGUACAGACAUCAACAGGCUUCAGAAAGAUUUCUAGAUUUGCUGACAACUCUGCAAACUUCAAGAUUUUCAAGACCUUGAGUUUGCAGAUUAGGUCUGUUACUACUAAAAUAAGGGAAAAAAAAAAAGGAAAAAAGAAAAUGGGAAGAUUCAAUUUCUCUUGUGCCAGUGUGUAACAACAGUGUUAGUCAAGGGACUGUCUCCUAUACUUCACGUUUCAUUUAAUAGUACACACCAUUUGUAUGCUUAAAAGAUGACACAGGAAUCCGUGUUUCUAUGCUUAUUGGGCCUUGAAAAAUCUAGGGUCUUGAAAUCAUUGGUGCCAAUGUGAACACAGACUAUUUAACAUUAUUUUAUUUAGUAUACAGUAUUUUUAUUGUUACACAAAAGAUGUACAGGAAUGAAAAAAUCUUGUAGAUCUUGCCAAAGCUUACUUUCUAAUAAUUUUGUUUAAUGCUGUAUAUAUAACUUAUUAUAUUGUAAAAUAUGAACAUAAAAUAUGCUAAUAAAAGAAAGAGGUCAAACGCA
Molecule: messenger RNA, 3948 nt
Organism: Anas platyrhynchos (mallard)
Lineage: Eukaryota; Metazoa; Chordata; Aves; Anseriformes; Anatidae
Gene: EDAR
Product: ectodysplasin A receptor
Biological process (GO): positive regulation of JNK cascade; positive regulation of canonical NF-kappaB signal transduction
Cellular component (GO): plasma membrane
Molecular function (GO): signaling receptor activity
Source: RefSeq, a predicted model, not a curated record